UACAGGGGUGCGUUAUACAGUACCAAUCCAGUCAGGGACAAGAAUACUGCGCUAAAACAUAUCCUUUUCAAGAGGCACAAUUUGACCUCUUGAUAACUUGACGUUUAUCCUUGGCUUGGAGGACAGUGGCAAGGUAAACCAUGAUCUCCUUGCUCCUACUGUGUGUGUCUCUGCCCUUCGUCACCUCAACAAUAUCAUUUGAAGACCCUAGCGAUCUCAACAGUACCUUGAGUGUCAGCAUCCCCAUGGACGUGCCACUGCGCCCUCUGAUGGGCACCAAGGUGGUGGUGCCCUGCUACUUCCACGACAACCCAAUCAACCACCCGGCCACACCCACUGUCGACCCCCUGUCCCACCGCAUCAAGUGGACAUACAUCACCAAGGGCAAGGCCACCCUCAUCCUGGUGGCAUCGGAGGGCAAAGUUCACGUGGAGACGGAGUACCUAGACCGGGUCACCAUGGCCAACUACCCGCUGGUGCCCACCGACAUCACCAUGGAGAUCACGGAGCUGCGCUCCAAGGACUCAGGCACCUAUCGCUGUGAGGUCAUGCACGGCAUCGAGGAAAACCAUGACUCGGUGGACAUCCAGGUUCAAGGUGUUGUGUUCCACUACCGAGCCAUCUCUACACGCUACACUCUGAACUUUGAGAGAGCCAAGGCUGCCUGUAUCCAGAACAGUGCCACCAUCGCCACCCCGGCCCAACUUCAGGCUGCCUUUGACGAUGGCUUCCACCAAUGUGACGCCGGUUGGCUAUCUGACCAAACAGUCAGGUACCCCAUCCAUGAGCCUCGUGAGGGUUGCUUUGGAGACAAGGAUGAGUUCCCGGGCGUGCGAACCUACGGCGUGAGAGAGGUCAACGAGACCUAUGAUGUGUACUGCUUCGCACAGAAGAUGUCAGGCAGAGUUUUCUACUCCAUGUCCGUGGAGAAGUUCGCCUUUUAUCAGGCAAUGGACCAGUGUGCCAAACUAGGGGCCAAGCUGGCCACCACAGGGCAGCUGCACCUGGCCUGGAAGGCUGGCAUGGACGUGUGCAACGCGGGCUGGCUGGCAGAUAGAAGUGUCCGCUACCCUAUCAACAUUGCCAGGCCGCAGUGUGGUGGAGGACUACUUGGAGUGAGGACCGUGUACCUGUUCCCUAACCAGACAGGCUACCCCUACCCAGACUCCCGCUACGACGCUAUCUGCUACCAAGAAGAAGACGGCGAAGUCAAGACGACCCCGUUCCCAGAGGUGGCCACCAUCACAGCUGGCCCCAUGGUUUACCUUGGGCGUACCACCGCCCCUGAGGCUGAGGCACAAGGGGAGGUUCUGACCCAAGCCCCCCUGGACACCACCAGCAUGGAACUGCCCUUACCCAUCCUCCCCAGUGUGAAUGACACGUAUGCCAAGGUCACCCCGGUCGUGGGAGAAGAGAUCAUCAGCAGGGUGACAGCUAAACCUAAUGUGGCCUCAGAGUUCCCUCGUGACAAUGACACUGCCAUGUCUCCUACAGGUGUAGUGUUCCACUACCGUGCUGGCUCCAGUCGCUAUGCCCUGUCCUUCGUGGAGGCCCAGUUGGCCUGUCAGAGUGUGGGUGCAGUCAUCGCCAGCUCUCAGCAGCUCCAGGCAGCCUAUGAGGCAGGGCUCCACCACUGUGAUGCAGGCUGGCUCAGGGACCAGAGCGUCAGGUACCCCAUCCUGUCUCCCAGAGAUAAGUGCUCAGGGAAUCUGGAGCAUCUUCCAGGGGUGAGGUCUUACGGCCUGAGACCCGCUACCGAGCGAUACGAUGUCUACUGCUAUGUGGACCGCCUCAAGGGGGAGCUGUUCUACACCAGCGACUAUGACAGCUUCUCCUACGAGGAGGCCGUGGCCCACUGUCAGAAGCUCAACACCACGCUAGCCACCACAGGGCAGCUCUAUGCCGCCUGGAGACAGGGCUUUGACAAGUGCCGUCCAGGCUGGCUGCAGGACCGGAGCAUCCGCUACCCCAUCCACAACCCCAGGCCCCACUGUGGAGGAGGCAAAGCUGGGGUACACACCAUCUACGCCUUCCCCAACCAGACGGGACACCCUGACCAGCACUCCAGAUACGACGCAUACUGCUUCAGAGCUGAACCUACGAUUAUUCACACUGAAACCAGACUCAACGUUACUGUAGUUGUCGAGGAGGAAAUGAUCAACAUGACAACCAGAACGGACCAAUUUACUCCGGUGAGCCCCAUCGUACCACCUGUAUCUGUGGAUGUGUCCGGUUCAGGCUUAGCUGAGCAUUCUACCAGUGGUAGUGGCAGUGGAACCCCUGGUAGCGGAGAUACAUCUGGUGGGGCCAGUGGCGAGGGCUCCGGGUCUGGCUUCCAAGUCACAUUCGAGGGCAGUGGACACAUCUUGUCAGGACAGGGCUCUAGCUCUGGAGGUCUACAGGAGGCAGUAGAGGGGAGCACCACUGUCACUUACACCGGGUCUGGGAAUAGUGGCUCCGGGGUGGGGGUGGGAGAGUUCAGCGGUGGGCUACCAUCUGGUGUCCUUCCCCACUCCGGUAGUGGCAGUGGGGUAUCUGGGGACCUGAGCGGUAGCGGGGACUCUGUCAUAAUCAUGGUGGACGGAGAGAUGGUGGACAUCUCCAAGCAGCAGCCCACCGGACAGGAGUUUGGACAAGGAGGUUUGGAUGUCAGUGGCUCCAGUGGAGUGUCCGGAUCGGGUGGCUUCUUCAGCGGGGAUGUGACCAGCACUUUUGGCUCCGGACUUCCCGACAUAUCUUUCGAGCAUUCAGGUCUCAUUGACCUGACCGAGAAUCCCUCGGGAGAGCAGGAGGUCUCUGGCUACCAGCCUUUCGCCUCCGGUUUUCCAAGCGGUUUCCCCUCCGGUUAUCCUUCCGGUUUUCACAGCGGCUCUGGAUUCCCAUCCAGUGGUGACGGAUCCCACUCAGGCCAUGAGGUCAUCUUUCUGACAGAAGACGGGAUGAUGGAGGUGACAACACGGCGGCGUCCGGAGCAGGGUCGGGGCUACGUAGAGGUCAGUGGAGAUGGCAGUAGCCAGCAUGAGGGGAGCACCUCAGCCAGUGGGCUCUCUCUGGGGGAGUCAACGGUCGCAGAAGGCGUGGUGCUGCCCCCUGGGUCUACCAUGACUUACCCAGAGCAUAUCACCUAUCUGGGAAACACGGGAAGAGGGGAUGACCUGGACCUGGUGGAGGAAGGCCAGGAGCUGGAGGGCCAUGAGCAGAAAGGGCAGGAGCAAGAAGGACUGGAAGGGCCCAUGGAGACAAUCAAUGUCACGGCACCAGCUGCAUUCUUCUCUAGCCCAACAACAGCAACCGCCGUCUCAAUGGUGACCGCUGUUGUGGUGGAGGAGCCUGCUGUAGUUGACGCUACUCGUGACCUUUGUGAGCCUAAUCAGUGUGGCACAGGCACCUGUUCUGUGCAGGAUGGCAUUGCUUUGUGCCAAUGCCCACAUGGAUUCACUGGAGAGGACUGCAGCACAUCACUGCAGGGCUGUGCCGAAGGCUGGGUGGAGUUCAUGGGGAGCUGCUACAUGCACUUUCUAGAGAGAGACACCUGGCCCGACGCCGAGCAGCGCUGCCAAGAGCUCAACUCCCACCUGGUCAGCAUCACCUCCCAACAGGAGCAGGAGUUUGUCAACUCUAACGCUCAGGACUAUCAGUGGAUUGGACUCAAUGACAAGGACGUGCAGAAUAAGUUCCGCUGGACAGAUGGGAGUCCAUUGGGAUUUGAGAACUGGAGGCCCAACCAGCCGGAUAACUACUUUAACUCUGGAGAGGACUGUGUAGUGAUGAUCUGGCAUGAGAACGGCCAGUGGAACGAUGUUCCCUGCAACUACCACCUGCCCUUCACCUGCAAGAGUGAACCUGUCGUGUGCCACUCCCCUCCUGAGGUGGACAACGCCAGGCCGAUGGGCAGCAGAAGAGACCGCUACCCCGUCAACUCUAUCGUCCUCUACCAGUGUGAUGCAGGCUUCACACGGCGCCACCCGCCUGUUGCACGCUGCCUUCCCGACGGGCGGUGGGAGGAGCCACAAGUGGAGUGUAUAGGACCUGGUGCCACCCCCAGCAACCGACUACAUAAGAGGUCCAUCAGGAGACGGUCUAAAGCAACCAACAGUCGGUCAUGGCGGGAGCUUCUCUAAGCAGGACCGAAGGGACACACUAAAAGAGAACCAAAUGGACCGCUCUUGUAAAGAAACAUUGAUAUUCAAUGCCAUUUUGCCUGACCUAAAGAGAUAAAGUUCCCACCAGGGGUGGAAAUGGGGAAAAGUUACUUUGGGAACCCACCAAUGAAAUAAUCCUUGAAUUCACCUGUAGCUAAUUUUUACAUGUCAAAAUGAUUGAAUUCCCUCAUUUCCACCCCUGAUUCCCAUCGUGUGUAUAUAUUUACAUAUAAACACCAAAGCACAUUCGACAUGAUUUUGAUAGUCCGACUGACAAUGUUGAUCUCUGAGUGUCACUCUGUGCCUUUGUGGGGGAUAUUUGGGCAGUGGUUCUCAACCUGGGGUACCAGCAACCCUGGGGGUACCUGGCCUAUCCACAGGGGGUACUUGGGAAGACUCGAAUAUGUAUAAUUGAGAGGAUACUUUGUGCAGAGCAUUAUGGACCUGAUUUCGCCCUAAUAAACGAUGCCUUUCUUGUGCACGCCUUUCCUAUGCACAUCUCAGUAGUUGGUACUCAGACUUACCUUAUGAAGGUGCGUAAUGGGGUUUGCAGACGUGGUUUCCUUACGCGCAAAGAAAUAUAUUGGUUUGUUUCAUCCGGAAAGUAGUCACAUUCAAGUUCAAUCCAUUAAAAAUUGGGAAGGUGGGAAAAAAAGUGUACAAUAGGAUUUGAACAAUAGUACUAUAAAUCUACCAUAAGCCUUACUAAACAUCGAACUGUAUGACAACGGUCCAGUCGUUAUGAACCGUUCGCCGAGCUCCAGGUGUAACCUGCUAAGUGUGGUCUGAGUUCCAUAAUGAUUCAAAUAGGCUACAUGUCCGAAAUGAUUGCACAAUGUUAGACUAAUGCUUGCGACACUCAGGCAGUGGAAGGUUCUAGCUUGUAUGGCUCACUGGGCGAACCCACCGUGACAUGAUAUCAAUGACGUUACGUGCAAAUGAGCGAUAGAAAACCGAUCGUGCAAAUGUCACCAUUCUGAAUUUUUUUAUGCGGGCGCCCUGGGUUGCCCAUGUCGCCUAUACCUAAAUCCGCCACUACCCUCAGGAACAGUUUACACGGACGUGAAAGAGAACUAACACUAAGUACUGACCGUGGCCCCCGAGAGCAGGCUAAUAUUUAACAUGAUACAUGUUUUGUAUGAAACAGAAAAGCCUGGGCAUAUAAUUAUAAUUAAACAAUUCUAAAGUGCAUACAUCAACAUCUGCAGGUUCAGCCAUACAGAAGCCUAUAACUUGGGUGUCCAAGGGUUCUACCUGGAACCAAAAAUGUUCUCGUAUGGGGACAGCCGAAGAACCCUUUCAGGUUCUAGAUAGCACCUUUUGGGGGGGAUUUUCAGAGAUCAUAAGGAAAAACCAUCUAAAACAACGAGUCUCAUGCUUAAAUUCAAGGUCAGAAUACGCAUAGAGAGAAAAGUGCAUCAAAAAAGGGAAUCGGAGUCUAAGGGGUACAGUUGACCAAAAAAAGGUUGAGAACCACUGAUACAGGGGAAUAUGGGGGAGGUUCAUCUUGUGUCAGAAUCGUUUGAAAGGUUCAUUAGUUUAUGGCUGUGUUCAGCCAUUGGAGUCUUUUGAUUGGGUGGUAGAGAGAAUAUUUGGUCCCUCAUGUAUUAUACUCUGACUAGGGUGGGAGGUGUGACUCAAUAAAAAUAGAUAGUAUUAUUUAUUUGGGGAGUCCCAUCUGAAUGGAGUGGGAACGAAACAUCCCUCCCCAAGGCACUAGAAUGACACUGAAAGUCAAGAACAAAGUUAAAAAAGUGUUUAGGAUUGCAGCUGGAUACUCUGAAGUCAAGCACAUUUUUUCCCCCCUUUUAGUUUAUGUUUGAUCAUUUGCUUUUUUUUCUAGCGUUGGACCUUAGGACCAAAUAGGGAACAACUCCUAUAUGUGAAGAAAAGAGACAGAGCAAUGUUUGUCUGUUUCGGAAUGUCGAACAGAGUACCUCCAACUCUGGCAUAGUAUUGUGCUCUCAUCCUGGACCUUUGGGCUAUUUUCGGGCACCAAAUAAUUCAGAACACAGAGACGAGUAGAGGGCGCACUUGCCACAAAGCCUGUUUUAGCAUGAAGAAGGGAAAAUGGACAACUUCAGAAAUGGGGAUAGUCCUCAAUGGCGAUGCCCACGCUGUCACAGAAGUGAUCAAUGGCAAAGAUAGGACGUGUGCUCUCUUUUUUCAUCUCUACGCUUCAGAACCAUCUGGUGAAAAUGCCAUCGAUGCAACUGUAGCACUAUGGGAACAGGCUAGCGUCCAACAAUCCAUGUGACCCUACAAUCCAUACGCUCAUACACGUGUUUGUCUGUUUAUUUCUCACUGUGAAUUCUCUCAAACGACGCUUUUGAUGUCAGAUAUCAAGCAUUCUGAUGAAUGAAUAAACAGGGCCUUUGUUUUCCAUUCAUCUUAUUCACGACCCCAAGUCUCCCUGUGUGCAGGAAGGGGAUUAUGAGGGGUUGAAUUGGUACUGAAGCACUUCAAAAUGAAUUGACACCAGUAGCAUAACAAGCUGUGAUGGCACAAGGAUAGAUAGAGGAGGAGGAGUUAGAGGAUAUGUUAAGUUGACGAGGAUCCUUUUGGGUCGAAUCAUGUUUAACGUUUGGGAAGCAGGGGUUCAUACUCAAGCUUCCCUCCCACCCAACUCACGCACGUUCAACAAACUCACUCAACACAAUACUCUCACACGUCGGAAGUGAUGUCAACAUUUGAUGAAUGGUUGAAUGGUUUAUGGGUGUGUCAGUGCAGAGGGAGGUCACACACACGUGCACACACAGACACACAGACACAGACCCCCCCACACAGACACACAGACACACAGACACACAGACACAGACCCCCCCCCCCACACACACACAAACAAACACACAAGAGAGAACCGUAUGGGUGUGUGCCCAUGCAUGUGAGUAUAAAGUGUGUGUGUGUGUUGAAUGAGUGUUUCAGCACAAAGAACAUAGAUACAUGUGAUAAUGUUUAUUCAGUGUGUGACAUUCUAAUAAGGGAUUUGGAUGUGACUAUCAAAUAAAAUCUGAAAUCGUCUGUUUCUGUUCAGUAAUGUGUCCAAGUUAUCUUUGAUUUAGGUAUUGUGUAUAUAUAUAUAUAUCAUAUUAUACAUUGUAUACUAUGAAUAUCAUAUGGCAAUAUUGUAAAAACCUUAAUCCAACACCUAGCAACCUGCAAAAGAGAUUUUGGCAUAACAGGUAAGGUAUUGAAUUGGUGGACCCAGUCAAUGGACCCAGCGUCCAGUCCAGAUCAGGGCUAUCCUCCCAAAUUCGUUGCAAUAUGUAGCUACAGUAUUAAGAAAUUAUAAAAAGUG
Oncorhynchus keta (chum salmon) is the source of this 7440-nucleotide messenger RNA. RefSeq names its product aggrecan core protein. The record is from RefSeq and is a predicted model, not a curated record. Gene Ontology annotation, biological process: cell adhesion. Bases 141 to 4121 code for a protein of 1326 amino acids. Gene Ontology annotation, molecular function: hyaluronic acid binding. Lineage: Eukaryota; Metazoa; Chordata; Actinopteri; Salmoniformes; Salmonidae. The transcript is spliced from 18 exons.